This is a messenger RNA of Corticium candelabrum, 1355 nucleotides long. RefSeq lists its product as uncharacterized. Gene Ontology annotation, biological process: immune response. Lineage: Eukaryota; Metazoa; Porifera; Homoscleromorpha; Homosclerophorida; Plakinidae. Gene Ontology annotation, cellular component: membrane. The coding region runs from base 1 to 1104 and encodes 367 amino acids. The transcript is spliced from 14 exons. Gene Ontology annotation, molecular function: tumor necrosis factor receptor binding. The record is from RefSeq and is a predicted model, not a curated record.
AUGAAGACAGUCGUUUUGUACGGCAUUCUGCUUGUCGCUGGGUUUUCUACUGAAAGCAUUUUUGGAGUGGAAUCUGGUCAAUGCUUGGCUGGAAGACUCGUGGAAUCGUGCACAACUGCAGUGCGAUAUUUGCAGGAAGAAAUGAAGAAAAUGCAGAAAUCAUUCAAUGAGAAAAUCGAAGAACUAUUAGAGAAAGGGCGUAAGAGAGACAGAGAGUUAGAGAAAUUGCAAUGGACUGUCAGCGAUCAUGAAAAAAGACUCAAUAGCACCGAAUUAAAACUUAUGGAGUCACAGUCUGAGCUGGUCGAGCAUAAUUCAACUUUAAAUACAUUGUCACUGCAAAUAGAGGGCUUACAAUCAGGUGUAGUGACAAUAAGACAAAAUGUCAACCAGCAAGAUGUCAGCAUACAGGAAUUAACGGUAGCUGUCGAUAGCGUAAAUGGCACAGUACAGCUACAAGCACAAGAGCAGCAGACCCUGCAGUCAGAUCUUACAACAAUACAUCAAGUUGACUCCGAGCAAAACAUCAAUAUACAGGAGCUAACGGUUUCUGUUGAUAGCGUGAACGAUACAUUACAGAAACAAGCUCAAGAUCUGCAAACAACUGAAGAGAAUUUGUCAUCAUCUAUUGAUCAGCUACAAACGAAUUUUGUAGAUCUCAACGGCACUGUUACUGACUUGAGUGCUGCUAGUCCUUUGGGUCACGUGUUUGGUGAUGGCACUACUAAUGUAGCGAACGCUGGAGUUGUAAGUCGGUGGAACACUAACCUCAUGUCCGACUAUCCUCCCAUCCUCUAUGGAGGAAUGUCAUUUGACGGAACAGAAUUCACCGUUCCAGACGACGGAAUAUACUACAUAUACGGCAUGAUCAUGAUUGAACACGAUGGAGUGGAGACAUGUGGCUUUACGCUUGAUGUAGGUGCUGAUCGCUACUUGAUUGCACACGAUCAAAGUAUCAAUGGUGCUCAACAAAGUCUAUUUGGCAGUCAAGUUCGAAAACUAAUAACAGGAAACAGAGUGUCGAUGACAACAAGAAAUUGUAUAUACAAUUUUGGACUUGAUCGAGCUUUCUUUGGAAUUUACAAGCUCCAACGUGGAUUUUGAAAAUAUUUGUGUCAAGCCAGAUUUUAGUAAUGAUCGGUGUUGAGUUUCGCUUUAGCUGGAGCUGAUUUUGAAUGAUUUAGACAUCUUAUAAUUGAUGUGAUGAAUUUAGCGAUCUCUGUCGUACAUCUGCUGUUUUAAUUGUUUCAUUUUAUCAAAAUCAAAUUUUAGAUGUUUGCCUUAUAAUAAUGUAACUUGGUGAAAAAGCCAUGCAGUGUCACGUCUACACAAAACACUAAUACAUCAUGGAAUAU